GGCAUAUUUUUUUGAUGCAAUAAAAACAUCGAUUUUGUGUUGUAUAUGUAUUUAAAUGAAUAUUCUAGUAGUUUGUUCGAUUAUGAAAACGAUAUUUACAAGUUUAAAACGAGAAACAAAGUUUGUUUACCAAACAAAAUACGCCGAGCGGAAGUUUGAAUAUUCAACAGAGAAGAUCACGUGACUUUCAAUUUCACAACAAGACAUGGAAACUGAGUCAUCUUCGUCAACUGCCGGGGAUUCUCCUGUACGUCGUGGUAGAGGGAGAUCUAGGUCUGUUAGAGGGAGAUCUAGAUCUACCAGUGGACGCGGUCGGGGACGGGGUAGGAUAUUGCGAGGUGGGGCGAGAGGAACAGAGAGGCAGGAAGACAGGCGGGAUUUCAUUGCCCUUAGGCAGACACAAAACAGAGAAGAAGUCGCAAAGAAACAUGUUCAAAAUAUGACGUUGGAACAAUGUCAAAACAUGCUGGUUCAAAUAGCCACUAGAUCCGCCAGCUUCAUAUUAGACAUUUUGGAGCAAUCAAACCCCAUGCCUGACACACCACAGCCACCUCGACCUGGAGUUCCCUCUUGGUGCACUUGCACCAGGUGCAGAGAUAUGCCAACAGAGGAGGAAAAGGUCUGCUGCAGGAAGACUCCAGAAAACUGCACAACUCUCUUGCCUGAUUUUCAUGUGUUGUGCUUGGACGAAGCUGUUCUCGCCUUGGCCAGACUAUACAGGGAAGAUGUGUUAGCUCUCCCUGCUGAUGAGAACUACAAUAGGGCCAACAGGCAUGCUGCCUACAGACAAUUCAUCUUGUGGACCUAUGGAAAGCUUGGAGCAGGGCAGAGGAAGGUCAUUCCAAGCUGUGUGGUGUGGAAAAUUAGGGACAAAUACCCAGAGCCUUCUGGACAAUACGUCGGAUUUCAUCCUGGGAGACUUGCAUAAUAAGAAACUUUUGUC
Magallana angulata is the source of this 943-nucleotide messenger RNA. Its product is annotated as P2X purinoceptor 7-like. The record is from RefSeq and is a predicted model, not a curated record. The transcript is spliced from 5 exons. NCBI's taxonomy places the organism in Eukaryota, Metazoa, Mollusca, Bivalvia, Ostreida, Ostreidae. The coding region runs from base 206 to 928 and encodes 240 amino acids.